UUUAGAGCAACGGCUUCUCAGGACAGUCAUUUACAUUGGUGGGUAAGAUGGCAUUACAAGCGGUAAAAUAUCGUCCACCAUGGACAUUCAUUAUGGCCAGCAGCACCGAUCAGGGAACAUCUUUCAUGCAGACACGUCUUCUUCGACGUUCCCAUAGUUCUGUUGCACCGAGGAAGAGUUCCUUGGCAGGUUGCAAUGAGAAACCUGAAAUACAGCAGUCGAAGUCAGCUUUCGUCAGAAGCCGGAAGAUAGGUUCGGAAUUAGUACGAAACGGUAAGAAAUACGCUCCGAUUAUUUUGAAACAAACAAAAUAUUCACCGAUGGAGACGAAGUUCGCAGCCAGAAUGGUACCUUUGACGGUUACGGCGCGAAAAACUAAAUUACGAAAUUUUGUCGAUAUUGUACCGCCUGCUCCGAUAACUAUUCCGAAUUUACCAAGAGAGGAAACGGAUGUUAUUGUCGAUCUGAACAAGGACGACAUUUCACGGGUUUUGGAAAAUUUUGCCAGAAGACCUUUGGUUCGGGAAUUAUCUGAGCAAAACAACGUAAAUAGGAAAAUGUUCCAUGCUGCUUAUAAAAGUUUCCGGAAUUACUGCUUACAUGCGUCGCCAUUAGACCCGUGUAUUGCUGUUGUAAUCAGUGAUAUUCUGAACAAAGCACGUGAUGUCGACAGCUUAUAUCCGUAUUUUAUCGAGCACGCCAAAAGGGUAUAUCCACAUUUGGAAUGCGAAAAGGAGUUGAAGACCCUAAGUGAUCUAACCAAACCGUAUAAUUGGUAUCCGAAAGCUAGGGAGUUAUUCAGGCGGAUACAUUUUCAUGCAGGACCAACAAAUAGUGGCAAAACAUAUGAAGCAUUGCAACAAUUUUAUCGAGCCAAAACAGGUUUUUAUUGUUGCCCGUUAAGGUUACUUGCCAAUGAAGUAUGCCAAAAAACCAAUGAACAAGGUAUCAAAUGUGAUAUGGUUACGGGUGAAGAACGGCGAUAUGCAGUUGAUGCUGACAGCCCCUCGUCUCAUGUUGCCAUGACUGUUGAAAUGGUGCCUGUUGAUGUAAAUGUGGAGGUAGCCGUGAUUGAUGAAAUUCAGAUGUUACGUGAUCAGAGUCGUGGUUGGGCUUGGACAAGAGCUUUACUUGGUAUUGCUGCAGAAGAGAUUCAUCUUUGUGGCGAAGAAGCAGCAGUAGAUAUUGUACGUGGUUUACUCGAUCCCAUUGGAGAACAUGUAGAAGUGCACCGUUAUGAAAGGAAAACUCCUCUUACUGUGAAUAAAGAGGCUUUAAAGAAGCUUGAUAAUGUUAAGGAUGGUGAUUGCUUAGUAUGCUUUUCGGUUUCUAUGUUAUUUUCGGUAGCUAAAACCCUAAUGAAAUUGGGCGUACAACCGACUGUGAUAUACGGAGCACUGCCACCAUGGACAAAACUAAACCAAGCGAAAACAUUCAAUGAAAUGAGUCGGAAGCCCAACGUAAUGGUUGCAACCGACGCUGUUGGAAUGGGUCUUAAUUUAAAUAUACGCAGAAUCAUAUUUGUACAAUUUCCAUUUGGUGAGCACCAAGCAAACUAUCACGUAAUGCAGGUUGCUGGACGUGCCGGUCGCUUUCAGUCUGCCUAUCAGAAAGGAUGGGUAACGACUUUGCGACCAGCGGAUAUGCCGUUGUUGGAGGCGUUCAUGAAAGAACCCAUCAAACCCAUUGAAACUGCUGGUAUUGCGCCAACUUCUGAACAGUUGGAGACCUUCUCAUAUCAUCUUCCUCAUGCUUCAUUUCUCAGUAUUAUUGAUAUGUUUAUAUCGAUAAGCUCUCUGAGCAAAAAGUUCCAUCUAUGUGACAUCGAACAAUUCCGAAAACUAGCCGAGCUCAUAGAUGACAUUCCUUUGAGUAUUAAGGUUAAAUAUGCUUUCUGCACUGCACCGGUAGAUAUGGAAGUAGAUAAUGGUGUUGCUCGAACAUGUUUUGUGCGUAUAGCUCGAAGGUUCGCCGAAGGUCAAGCAAUAAACUACAACUGGUUUUGUGAAAUAAUCCAGUGGCCGUUACCUAAACCGACCAGUGUUACAAUGCUUUUAGAUAUGUGUAAACUAUAUAACUUAAUUGACCUUUAUCUUUGGCUCAGUUAUAAAUUUCCGGAUAUAUUUCCGGAUCGAGAAAGAGUACGCCUGCUGGGGAAACUGAUCGAAAGCUAUAUAAAUGAAGCAUUGCUAACAAUGUCUGAGAUCACAUCAUCGCAACCGGAUGACGAAGAAGAUGGGUAUCUGGACGAAGUGAGUGAUCAAGGAAGAAUGGAGUCGAUUUCGGAACGGUUGUUACGGAAAGGAUUGGUGAAUGAAAGCGAGUUGUUGUCGUUAAGGGAAGAGAUUAGACGUGAAGAAAUUAAAAAAUUAGAAAACCAUUAUGGCAGUGAUGAGCAAAAUUAAUAAAACAGUCCAAAAGGAGUAAUUAAAUUUAAACAGUUUAGUUGGG
Messenger RNA from Loa loa (African eye worm), 2451 nucleotides. RefSeq lists its product as hypothetical. Gene Ontology annotation, cellular component: mitochondrial degradosome. Gene Ontology annotation, molecular function: RNA helicase activity; ATP binding; hydrolase activity, acting on acid anhydrides. The coding region runs from base 48 to 2405 and encodes 785 amino acids. The record is from RefSeq and is a predicted model, not a curated record. The transcript is spliced from 17 exons. Gene Ontology annotation, biological process: mitochondrial RNA 3'-end processing; RNA catabolic process. Lineage: Eukaryota; Metazoa; Nematoda; Chromadorea; Rhabditida; Onchocercidae.